Molecule: messenger RNA, 2757 nt
Organism: Plasmodium falciparum 3D7
Lineage: Eukaryota; Apicomplexa; Aconoidasida; Haemosporida; Plasmodiidae
Source: RefSeq, a predicted model, not a curated record
AUGUAUAUACAAUAUAGAUUAUUCAGUGAGAAGAGUCUCUGGAGGCUUCUUGAAAUUAAAAAGAAUGAUAAUUACAUAUUUGUGAGCGAGUUAAAAAGUAUUUUGUGUAAACAGAGUAAUAUAAAUUACAACAACAAAAUAGAUAUUUGUUUUUCUGUUUAUAAAGAGGGAGACGAUUUUGAGGACGAUGGAAAUGGUAAUAAUAACAAUAACAACAACAAUAAUAAUAAUAAUAAUAGUAAUAAUAGUAAUAAUAAUAAUAAUAAUAAUAAAGAUGAGGUGAGUGAUGAAGGGAAUAAAAACAGUUUGUUAUUUUACAACAAAUCUGUUUACGGAAAUAUAAAUAAUAAUAGUAAUGAUAAUAGUUAUAAUAAUAAUGAAAAGAAUAUUAAUUUUUUAAAUAAUGAUGAUAAGAUUUAUAGUGGUACAAAGAUAUUAAUUCAUAGACAAGUUAAAAAAAAGAAUAAUGUAACAGAUGUUAUUACGCAUAAAGCAAAAAAAGAAAUAAUUAUAAAUGCUGAAGAAAAACAGAAAAUAAAUAUUCCACAAGAAUUUUUAUGUAAAUUAUGUAAUUAUCUUUUAUUAGAAUCUUAUAUUAUUGUUUGUAAUAAUAAUUGUGGUUAUUCGGUAUGUAGAAGUUGUUUAUUAUUUUAUAUUUUAAAUUGUGUAAUAAAAGAGAACGAGAAAAAAAUGAACUAUAUAGAUAUUAACAUGCUGAAUAGUGAUAAUAUAAUAAAAUGUCCAAUAUGUCAAGGUAUAUUAAAGUAUGGUAUCUUAAAUAAAAAAAUGGAGUUAACAAUAAAAAAGUUUGUUGAUGAAAGAAAGGAUAUUGAUUCUUAUAAUUUAUCCAUCGAAGAAAGAAAUAAUAGAUAUAUAAAAAUACUUGAUAGAUUAAAUAUAGAAAAUAUUGAUCAUUUAUCUAUUGACAAAAAAAAUAAAAAAAGUUUUUUCGAGAAUCAUAUAUUUAAACAUAUCGAACAAAAAUAUAUUCAUUCACUUAAAACUCAGGAUAACAAAAAUGUUCAUGAAAAAAAUGAAGAACCAAAAUUAAUAAACCACUUUUUAUAUCUUAUGGAUAAUUAUAAAUUAAACUGUAUUAAGGAAUAUGGAAUGUUAUAUGUAGAUUUUAAUAAUUAUAUAUUUGAUUCUAUACAAAAGAUUAACGUGAAGUGUAUCUACGAGCAGCAAAUAAAUGAAAAUAAAAAUGAAGACGCUGUAGAUAUACAUAUUGAUGAUGAUACUUAUAAGAAUAUGCAUUCAUCAUUAAUAAAGGAUAAUAUGAAUGACCAUCACCAUGAUAAUUCUACUAAUCAUAAUGUAGAUGUUAGUUUAGGUGUGGAUCAUGUAAAGAGGGAAUUAAAUCAGAACAGCUUGCUCAAGGUGAAGGUAAAGAGUGAGGAAUAUGAAGAAUCAAGUGUGAAGGGAGAUACAAAAGAUCACUUUAAUUAUCUUAAUAUGUUUAAAAAUAUGUCUAGUUAUCUUACCGGUAGGGUUGAUGAUGAUAAAGGUGAAGGUAUGGUAAGGGUUAAAGAGGAGGAUCCUGGAGAAGUGAAUAAUAUAAAUGAUGAUAAUAAUGUGGAAAAAAAUAAUAAUAUGGAAUAUAAAAAUAAUAUGCAAAAAAAUAACAAUAUGGAAAAAAAUAAUAAUAUGCAAAAAAAUAAUAAUAUUCAAAAAAAUAACAAUAUGGAAAAAAAUAACAAUAUUCAAAAAAAUAACAAUAUGGAUAAGGGGAUAGAGGAGGUAGAUGAGUUUAACGAAUGUAUGUAUAACAAAACCAAAACGUAUAUCAUACCAAUAUCCUUUGUAGGUGGAGAAACGUCUUAUAGUUUGAUAGGUAUAUAUGUAGUUAAAGAUUUAUAUAUGAGGGGUGAUGAAAAAACAAAGGACACGUUAUAUAAUAAUAUGCCCUCUACAAGUAGUUGUUUGUUAAAUAGAGGUAACAAUAACAAUGUUGGGGAUUCAUUUGUUGAAUCCUUUUUACAGAAAUGGUUUCAUUAUGAAUAUAUGAACGAGAAGAAGGUGGGUAAUAUAUUUGAAAAGCUAAAGAGUGGUAAUAUUUUUAAUGUGGAGUGUAUUAAUAAAUAUGAGAAGACAUGUUUUUUUCCAGCAAGAAAACAGCCUAUAUAUACAAUAAUAAAUACAAAAAGACAGAAAACGAAAAAGAAAACAAAUAUAGAAAUUGGUUUGGAUUUUAAAAAAUUUAAAGAUGUCGUAUUAAGUGUUGAUAAUUAUAUUAAAUAUGGUAGUAGACCAACGAAUUAUGAACCUCGAAAAGAAAAGAUACAAGGGGUAAAUAUGAGUGCACCAAAUAACAAUAAUAAUAAUAAUAUGGAGAUAAAUGAAAAUGAUAAUGUCGGAAAAGAACACGAAACAAAUAUUAGGGAAAAUUUAUUUCAUGAAGAAAAGGAUACGUUACAUAAUUUAGUAGACAUACAAAAUGAACAGGAUGAUUUAUUAACAUGUUCAAUAAAUUUGCAACAUCAUUUUAAAGAUAUAUAUGAGACAUUAUAUGAUACAAGUAUAAUACCUAUUUCUAUUAAUAACAAUUUUAAUGUUCAUAAUCCUUAUGUAAAUUAUUGUGCUUUACUUCCAUUUCUUACAAAAGAGGAUUUUUAUUUAUUUAGGAAACUACAACGAAUAUAUAAAGAAAAAUAUUUAAAAAAACUCUACAAACAUGUUAAACAAAAUAAUCUAAAUAUGAAUAUUUUUCUUAAUGCAAUCAACGCUAUGUAUUUUGCUACAAUGAAAAAGGAUUAA